Messenger RNA from Jatropha curcas, 1134 nucleotides. Its product is annotated as antimicrobial ginkbilobin-2-like protein. NCBI's taxonomy places the organism in Eukaryota, Viridiplantae, Streptophyta, Magnoliopsida, Malpighiales, Euphorbiaceae. The record is from RefSeq and is a predicted model, not a curated record.
UAGUUUUUUCUUGUAUGAUCUGAAAGUAAUAAUGUAAAGCUGUACAAACUAGCUAGAGACUCCCUUUUAUGACUUCUCUCCCUCUUUUGUUUUUCCUUGCAGACUCAGAAAAGGGAUAUGGAGAGUUUCAUUUUCUUGUCAACUUUAAUGUUCUGGUUAUUUUCAAGUUCAAGCCUUUCUACUGCUGAUACUGAUCAGAUUAUUGGAUUGCUAUGUUCAGGUUCUGAUAAUGUUACUCUGGAAAACCAACAAUACCAAAUCAACCUCAACAGCCUGUUCAAUUCGCUUGCCAGAAAUGGGCCUAUUCAAAAUGGUUUCUACACAGCCACAGCUGGUAAAGGUGAUGACAGGAUUUAUGGCCUUGCUGGAUGCAGAGGUGAUAUUUCUGUUGCAGACUGCUCAACUUGCAUCAACAAUUCUACUGCCAAUCGUGGCUGCUUGACAAGCAAGAACGUUACUAUAUGGCUUCGAUGGUGUUUUCUCCGGUAUUCAAAUGUUAGCUUUUUUGGUGUAUGGGAUCAAUCUGCAAUGGCUUUAGCUAAUGAUACUGAUAUCGACGAUCCGAAUGUAUUUUCUAAAGGGCUUAACUUUAUGAAUCAGCUUGCUUCUAUUGCUCCACUGCAACCAUUUAUGUUUCAAACAGCGAUUUUGGAUGUUGGUCAAAGUGGGAAGAGAUAUGGAAUGGCUCAGUGCAGUAGAGAUAUUAGCAGAAGUGAUUGUGGAAGAUGUUUUGAUUAUCUAUUGAUGACAUUUAGAACCACAAUUGGAAAUAAAAGAGGAUGGGAGAUUUAUGGGACUAGUUGUAGCUUGUGGUAUCAUGAUUUCCAGUUCUAUUUCAACUACUCAAUUCCUUUAAAUGAAGGUGCUGUUAAAUUUUCACCUCCAGGAGUUGCAAUUGGCAUGAUUAUUACAGUGGUAGUGUGCCUGUCAGUUCUCUAGCCGUUGAAGUUGAAUGGGUUGGUUUUGUUUCGUCAGCUAUUUGCAAAUGUAAAUUCUCCAUUUUCUAUUAUAUUGAUUUCAUUUUCCAUUUUUUGUCUGUUAAAGGGAAUUUGUCAAAUAUAUUUAUUGUAAAGAACUGAAGAUAAGUUUGUAGCUGAGGUAAACUUUGUUAAUUGAGAAUUGUUGAUAGUGAAA